Molecule: messenger RNA, 483 nt
Organism: Lasiosphaeria miniovina
Lineage: Eukaryota; Fungi; Ascomycota; Sordariomycetes; Sordariales; Lasiosphaeriaceae
Exons: 6
Coding region: 1-483 (160 amino acids)
Source: RefSeq, a predicted model, not a curated record
AUGAGGACUGUUCGCCGUGCCUUGCCCCUCGUUCUGAGAUUUGCCAGGCGCAACUCCCAUCUGCUCAUCGGAGGCUCUCGUAGACAUGCACCAUCGAACUUUGUUGUUCUGGCAGGCGGCUUUGAUUUUGGGGAAUCGGUGGAGUUGUGCGACGCGAGCCACGCGUUCGGGAGUCUUGCCGCUCACGAAUCGGUUUGGGGUCCUGAGAGCUUCUGGGGGACGCGGGGACACGGAGAGUGGGUUUGGGCGAAGGGCCUCUCCUUGCAUGCUAUUGGCUAUAGUAUUGACGAGACACUUUUCUGGCCGACGAUCGAAGAGAACAUUCUUGUUCUUACUUCGCCUCUCGGAUCGAUUGCCGGACGCUCUUUGCCGACAUAUACGGGACUGCGUAUCAAUAGCUUCGAGGCGAGCAGAAGGCUCAAUGUGUCGUGGGCUUGGGCUUUGGGCACCUCCGUGUCCAGCAAGAAGGGGCUGCUGCAAUAG